This is a messenger RNA of Colletotrichum siamense, 339 nucleotides long. RefSeq lists its product as uncharacterized. Bases 1 to 339 code for a protein of 112 amino acids. The transcript has 3 exons. NCBI's taxonomy places the organism in Eukaryota, Fungi, Ascomycota, Sordariomycetes, Glomerellales, Glomerellaceae. The record is from RefSeq and is a predicted model, not a curated record.
AUGCAGCUGUGUUUCUUGCAGGCCGCCGCCGGCCUAGCCCUCCUUUCUGUCGCUUCUGCCAACCUUCACGAUAGCUGCGCGUGUCACAACAGCGGCGAUCCCAACCUGCGUAUCACCGCGAAGGCAUGCGAGCUGUACGCCUCAAAGCAGCACCGGUGGGGAAAGGGCGACUUCGACGCCUCCUCUGGACAGUGCGUGAAGUCUACCGACAGCGACCAGAUCGCAGGGAAAGAGUGGGAGGCUGCCUGCCGUGAGGCUGCUGAUACCGGCUUCAAGUGCGCCGACGGGAAAGGGCUGUAUUGCAAAGCGCCCCCUAAUGAAGUUCGUGGGCGUUGCUGA